AUAUAAAGAGAAUUAAAUGAUUCAAAUUCAAAUUAGCCCCUGAUUAACCUGUAAAAUAAAAAAUAACCUGUAAAUAUAUCUAACCUGUAAGUCAAUCGUCCUAACAUGUAAAUGACGUGUACUUUUGACAAAAUCUCCAAAUUAAGCAGAAGAAGAAAAGUUUUUAACCAAAUUACACUACUCCCCUCCUCCCUUCCCUCCUUCCUCCUCCUCCCUUCACUGUCAGUCAGUCAAAAGAAAAAUCAAAACAAAUUUUUUGGAAAGGCAUAUAACACCUUUUUUGAAGUGUGCAGGAUUGUUGUUUAUACCUAUAGUCAUAGAUCUUAUAACAACAACUAGCUAUCAACUAUCAGAUACAACAACGAUGCUGGGUCCCUCUACUUCAAGUGAAAGAUCGACUAUGAAUGUCAAUGGUCAUUUGAAUGAUCAACAGCAACAACAACAACAACAACAACAAUUACAUCAUUCAGAUGGUGGUGCUCCUGGAGCUGGUGGUAGACACGAUUAUGAGACUGCUACAGCUACUGCUGCUGCUGCUGUGUCUGCUUCUGCUGGUUAUGCUACGGGUCUUACUGCUGAUGAAGCUAAUCAAUUCCAUGCUUCUCAUCAAUAUCAUACUGCUUCUGCUGCUGCAGCAGCUGCUGAAAUUCAACAUCGUCAAGAACUUCAAAGAAGACAACAACAAAUACAACAGCAAGAAUUACAACAACAACAGAUACAACAAUAUCAACAGCAACAACAACAGCAACAACAACAUCAACAACAAUUGCAACAACAACAACAACAGCAACAGCAAUUGCAACAGCAACAUUUACAACAACAACAGCAACAACAACAACUUCAUCUUCAUGAUACUCAACUUAAUGAAGAAUAUGAAGGUGCUAUUCUUCAAUCAAGAUAUAUUGAAAAUGAAAUCAUUAAAACUUUUUCCAGUAAACAAGAUCUUGUCAAAUUUGUUAAAUAUACUUUAAGUGAUGAAGAACGUUGUAAAAUUGUUAUUAAUUCUUCUAAACCAAAAGCAGUUUAUUUCCAAUGUGAAAGAUCAGGUUCAUUUAGAACUACCGUUAAAGAUUCAACCAAAAGACAAAGAAUUGCUUAUACUAAAAGAAAUAAAUGUGGUUAUAGAUUAGUUGCUAAUUUAUAUCCUCCUGAAAAAGAUAAGAAGAAAGUUAAAAAGGAUAAUAAUUUAGAUGAUAAAUUAAAUGAUUAUUCUUCAACUAAUCAAGAUGAAAUGUGGAUUUUAAGAAUGAUUAAUCCUGCUCAUAAUCAUGCUCCAGAUCCUCCAACUGGAAGUAAAAAGAAAGAUAAUAAAAAUGCUAGAACUUUAGUGGAAAAACCUCUUAAUAAAGGUGGUAAUCCUUAUGUAUCAAAUGAUGUUCUUACUCAUUUACAUCCUCAUAAUGGUUUAGGUCAUCAUUCGGCUCAUUUACAAGGUCAUUUACAUGAUCAUCAUACUCCUUCAGUCCAAGAUCCAGCUGUUAUAGCUGCCAUUGAAGCAACUCCUUCUAAUGCUGCUGCCGUGGCUGCUGCUGCUGCUUUACAUUCUCAAAAUCCAAAUGUCGAUCCAAAUAUAGAUCCAAAUGUGGAUCCAAGUGUUCAAGCUCAUGAUCAUGCUCAUGGUAUUAGAGGUUCUGCUCCUUUACAAAAUCUUAGAAGAUGAAUCUCAAAAACUGGGAAUUGAAAAAAAAAAAAGAAGAUGAGGUUUUUGAUUAACCCUCUAUCCUUCAAUUGUAUAUUUAGUUAUCACUGUUUGAUUAUUAUGUAUUGUUUGUCUUAUCUUGUUAUUUGAUAUUUAGUUUUAUUAUUUUUUGUUUUGUUUGUCUGUUUGUUUUCCUAUUAUUUUCUUUUGUUUAACUUUUUAUAGGAUAUUAUUGUUAUCAUUAUUAUAUUUAUAUAUUAUUAUUAUUAUUAUAUAUUAACU
Scheffersomyces coipomensis is the source of this 1921-nucleotide messenger RNA. It is a transcript of the gene RBF1, whose product is annotated as Rbf1p. Lineage: Eukaryota; Fungi; Ascomycota; Pichiomycetes; Serinales; Debaryomycetaceae. The coding region runs from base 365 to 1660 and encodes 431 amino acids. The record is from RefSeq and is a predicted model, not a curated record. The transcript has a single exon.